Molecule: messenger RNA, 4136 nt
Organism: Labeo rohita (rohu)
Lineage: Eukaryota; Metazoa; Chordata; Actinopteri; Cypriniformes; Cyprinidae
Product: glutamate-rich protein 6
Exons: 12
Coding region: 353-1798 (481 amino acids)
Source: RefSeq, a predicted model, not a curated record
GUUUAAGACUGAAGCCGAAUUCCGCCACGUAGCAUCUCAUGGUCUGCCGGAAUGCUAUACUGUCUCCCACAGCGUUUGAUAUUACAGGCUGGACAACUCCCCUAAGGGCUCUCAAAUAUCCAUGGAUACCAUCAACAGUGCACUGGGUGCAUACCUUCAAUGCACUGCUGUGGAACAAUCCAGUUGAGGUCAAACAUUCCUCAAACUCAGGUUUGAUCAUUAUUCAUAGAAGAUAAAGUGUGACAAAGAGGAAUAAAACCAGACUGUCUCAUAUAUUUUCUGUACUCAAGGGAGAAAAAAAAUGUGAUAAAACUGCUGGUAAAAUACAAUCCAGGCCAUUGGAAUAGUAAACAUGUGCUCCCAGGAAUACCUAUGUGAUAUGGAAAAUCAAAAAAGAACUUUUCAGCAAGAUGCUGAUUCUGCACUAGUGGAUUCAGAGAUUGGAACACUCCUCAAUUAUAUUGAUUGUAUGGAGCAGGAGUAUUUCCAGACGCUGGAAUCCUCACCAGAUUUGUGCCGUGGGCUUCCAGGACUUCUAAGAUACAAAAGAGAGUCCCAGGAGAGGACGUACAGUCCUCAGCCCCAGCUGCAACGAGACUCUCCAAUAUGCUGUCAGUUCUGUGGUUCGAGAGCCUGGCCUCCUCUGGAUCCGGUGUAUGCAGAGACACGAGAGGAUUUCUGCUGUGAGAACUACAGAGAGUUGUUUGACAUUGUGGUCCAUGAAAAGCAUCUAGCUAUGAAACGUUCUGAUGCAAGGCCUGCUGGACCUGCUCGACUAGAUGACCCCUUCAUCACUGAGGAUGAUGAGCUACAAGAGAAAACACAAGAAAGAGGAAAACACAGACAGCAGCAGAGAGAGAUGCAGAGAUAUGACAGGGAUGCUCACUCCAGUAUAUUGGAAUCGAAGAACAAUGCGCCUCAUGAUAAAACAGUCAUCAGUUUCCGCCUCUCUAACUGUCCACCCAGUGAGGAUGUCUGGAAAGUUAAAGAGUACAUGCACGUGGAUGAGACCUUUGGACAAAGUUCAGAGUCUUAUGCUCCGGGGUCAAUUCAGUUUGGUUUAACUCAUCACCAGUACAAUUCAGGUUUCUUGGAGAAGUUCUACUCUAAUGGAGAGAAAUUUCUCACUGUGUUUCCAGACAGUUCUGCACAAGUUUUCUAUCCCUCUGGAAACUUGGCUCUCAUCAUUCUCAGCAGUAAGAAGGAAAAGAUCUGUAUCAUACAUGAUGACAUGACGACUCCUCUCUGUCCAGUCAGAGCCCUCUUUCAGUCUAAUGGCAGAGCCACUUGUUACCAUAGCAAUGGCAGCAUUUGGUUAAGUAUGGAUGUUUGGGGUGGACGGAGUCUAGAUGAAGGGGGGAAAAGGAUCAGAACAUGGAGCUGGACAGACCAGGCUCAAACACCAACACCCCUGAGACCACUCUUUCUGUCGCUUAACAGAAAUAUAGGGGUUCGAGUUCUUGGGCAACAGUUGGUGUUUGUGUCAUUCCUUGCUUCUGGACAGCAAGCCAGGUUCAGAGUAGGCAGCUGCGAGUCGCACAAAGAACACAACAUACCUCCUCAAGUCCUUAUGUGCAAAGAGGAACUAGUACUUCUGGCUUGCAGGGUUGGCCUUCACAUGGCUCUGAUACGGUUACAGCAGUGCCAAGCCUUCCCAUCCAGCCCAACACACCUGCGGGUCAGACCUCCACCUUUCCUCCACUCACUAGUUCGAAGGCUGCGGAGUCUGAGCCACGGAGUACAAAUGGAAGAGCCAGACAAGGCCUUUAUCCAGCGCUGUCUGCAAGCCUGUCCAUGAACUGACAUGCUGGAGUAAUUUCACUUGACUAAACGUCAGUUUUUCCCAUUUUUGUGGGAAAGAUGUUCCAGUGUCUAUCGUCAAUGUUGUGGUGAUGUACGAAAUACUGCUAAGACAGAUGUUACUUUAAAACAAAGCAGGUUUCUGCUGUAAGUGAUGGUUUAUAGUUAGUCUUUCUUAUACACAUCUAUAAUGCAGCUUCAGAAGACACUGAUUUAUCAUUUUGGGUUGCUGUUUCAGCACCCAAUUACUUAGAUUAUAUGGACACCUCAGAUCAGCUGUCACAGUCCAACCUCCAUUGUUUCGAUGCCGGAGCAGGGAUGUAAGUUAGACAAGAAUAUCUCAGAUUGAGCAAUUGAGGUGUUGUGUUGCUGGAUGUAAUAAUGAACAUAGUGGUCGUCAUUUACUCCCGACAUCUGAGCCGCUGAAGAUGCAGUGGAUUAAGUUGGUUUGUGAAGGGAAUGCACCUCCCGAUUUAUAUAAAUGCGUCCAUGUUUGUGUAAAAUAUUCAUGAUCCAGCUUCACCUACAGCAGAAGUGAGUAUAAGGUUUUUUUUUUUAUGAAUCUCUGCAAUCACCUUUCCUAAUAAUGUGCUAGUUAGCAAGUUUAGUGGCUAAACGCAGCUAAAGUAAACAGGCUCGUCACUCCAAAGAGAGAAGAGAGGGGCGGGGCAAGCAUUGAGAAUUUUUAACCGAAGUAUAUUAGACUUUUCAUUAAAAGAAUCAUAUCAACUUAUGGAAAAUGGGCAUCCGAUGACCCCUUUAACAGAAUUUACAAUGUUAUUCCAACCUAGAUUAAUCAACGUUAAAUGAACUGACCUAAAUCUUUUAAUAGUAGUUCAACACUGUGUAAUUUUACAUGUAACAUUAUCAAAUUCCAGGUAUUGCGUAUAAUAAUGAAAUAUAUUUCAAUUACAGAAAUAUAGUGCCAUGUUGAAAAGCUAUUAAGCUGAAUGUUUUUGUGCAGUGAAAAUCAUGCAUUAGUACUUAGUAUAAUAAUCAAAAUAAUAAUAAAUAAUCAAAAUAAGAUGAAGCCUUCAUUAGACAAAAUGCACUACCAGUCAAAAGUUUCUGAACAAUAAGAUUUAAUUUUUAAUUUUUUUUUUUUUAAUAAAGAAGUUUAUUCUGCUCAACAAGCCUACGUUUAUUUGAUCCAAACUACAGCAAAAUCAAAUUAAAAAAAAAAAUAUUGUUUUAAAAUGUUUUUUUAUUUGAAUACAUUUUAAAAUGUAGUUUAUUCCUGUGAUUUCAGAGCUGAAUUUUUAGCAUCGUUACUCCAGUCACAUGAUCCUUCAGAAAUCAUUCUAAUAUUCUGAUUUGCUGCUCAGAAACAUUUAUUAUUAUUUUUGUUAAAAACAACCGAGUAGAUUUUUUCAGGUUUCUUUGAUAAAAGAAAGUUCAGAAGAACAGCAUUUAUCUGAAACAAAUCUUUUGUAACAUUGUAAAUAUCUUCAUCAUCAAUUUUGAUCAAUUUAAAGUUUCCUUGUUAAAUAAAAGUAAAAACAAUUAUAAAAAUUAUACAUACUGAUAAUAUUAAUAACAAUAAUAAUAACAAUAAUAAUAACAAUAAUAAUAAUAAUAAUAAUAAAUGUUUCUUGAACAGCUAAUCAGCAUGUCAAAAUGACUUCUGAAAGAGCAUGUAACACUGAAGACUGGAGCAACGAUGAUGAAAAUUUAGCUUUGAUCACAGGAUUAAAUUACAUUUUAAAAUAUGUUCAAAUUGAAAGCAGAUAUUUUCAAUACUAAAAAUAUUUCAUGAAAUAACUGGCUUUGCUGUAUUUUGGAUCAAAUGAAUGCAGGCUUGGUGAGCAGAAGAGAAUUCUUUAAAGAAACAUUAAAAAUCUUACUGUUCAAAAACAUUUAGUGUACAUUAACUGAAAAUCUCAGUUCACAAUAGGUUUCUCAGAUGGCGAUAAGCACAUAAGACUCUUUACCUGAAGUGAUCUGGAUAAGACCAGACUAAACCCAAUUCUGGACUGGGUUAAUGACAUUACAGGACAAAUGACUGAACAAUGAUUUUCAACAGCAUGUUUAACAAAAAGAAACAAGUCUUUUUCUAAUUGGUAAUUUUUGGUAAUGCAAUAUUUUAAACCUUAAUUGAAAUAUGUAACUGGUAAUUUUCUCAAUUUUUAAAAAGUGUUUUAUGACUGUAAAAAGCAUUUUCAAGUCCGUUCUCCUAAUAAAGAACAAAAAAAAUAUCUUGUUUCAUUCCAUUUUAUUUUCCUUUUAGUAAACAUUUUAAGCUAUACAAAGCAAUAUAAAAACCAGGGCUCAGAAAUCUAAUCAGUGUUACUUAGGUGUUAAAUUCUCAUGAUGGGGGUUGGGUGCAUAAGUUAGGA